This is a messenger RNA of Hydractinia symbiolongicarpus, 3433 nucleotides long. RefSeq names its product autophagy-related protein 16-1-like. Gene Ontology annotation, biological process: autophagosome assembly. Gene Ontology annotation, cellular component: autophagosome membrane. The record is from RefSeq and is a predicted model, not a curated record. The transcript is spliced from 21 exons. Bases 155 to 1849 code for a protein of 564 amino acids. Lineage: Eukaryota; Metazoa; Cnidaria; Hydrozoa; Anthoathecata; Hydractiniidae. Gene Ontology annotation, molecular function: protein binding.
CAAAAACUGCUUUCGGUUUCUUGGACUUUCCCGGGCAUCAUUGGCGGGUUAACAGGGCAAUAUGGCCGUACUCUCGAAAUUAAACUGACCAAAUACAAAAGUUCUAGGGGAAUGGAAUAGCUGACCAUGAUGGCAAUAACAAACAUGACAAAAGAUGGCGUCGGAGGUGCAGGCAUGGCGAAAAAAAAUUUUAGACCAACUUGAAAAAAGAAAAUUUAAGGAAACUAACCAAUUUCAAGAUUUAAUUCAGUCUCAUGAAAAAUUAUUAAACUAUGCAAGCAUAGCCAAACUACGAAACUCUGAACUAGAACUUCAAACUUUUCAAUUAAAACAGGAAAUUUUAGAACUUCAAGGCCAGAUUGCAGUGGGUGGAAGCAAUGGAACAAAUUCAACUAACUCUGACCAGAAUUUAGCACAAAAGAUUUAUAAGUUACAAGAAGAAUUAACAGAAGUACAUCGCACAAAAGGAGAGCAUGCAAACACAAUCAUACAGCUUACAAGUACAUUGAAAGAAAAAGAUACUCUUAUAGCACAGAAAGAAGCAGAAAUUUUAGAUGCACAAAACAACCUUGAAGCAUUGAGGAGAGAAACUUCACGUUUACAUUCAGCCAUGGCUAACCUUGAAACUACGAGUCAGACAAUAAAAGAUGAAUACCAGGCAUUACAGCUGUUAUAUAAUUCUAUGGAGGAGAAGCUGAUUAAAACACAGACAGAGAAUAUGCAGCUUGUUGAACGCUGGAUGAUUGAGAAAGCCAAAGUUGCUGAUCAAGUGAAUUUAGAAAACGAAUUGGUAGCUAGUUUGAGGCAGCAGCAGUUGCAAGAGCAAUUACAAGACGCUGCGAACGAACCUAUACACAUUAAAAAAGUGUCUCCUGGUGCAAGUAAUCCACGCACUCAAAGUGUUUCCAGCAUACCACCACCAGCUUUCAUUUGCAUCACAUCCGUUCCUGACAGACCAAUACAAUCUUUGGAAUGUCAUGAUGGCGAGGUAACUGCACUUCGUUUUAGCGUAUCAGGUCGUUAUUUUGUUACUGGUGGAUCCGAUCGAAAAGUCAAAGUAUGGGAAGUAGGACGAGGUUCCUGCAAUCUCACUGCAACUUUGAAUGGUUGCACUGCUUCAGUUAUGUGCACAAGAUUUGAUCUAUCAGAGCGACUAAUUCUUGCAUCAUCGAAUGACAAUGCGUGUAGAAUAUGGAAUCUAUCUGGCAAUAGACUCAUGCACACGCUAACAGGACAUACCGGCAAAGUAUAUUCAGCUAAAUUUCUAGGCACGGAUUCCAGUAAAAUAGUAUCCGGAAGUCACGAUAGAACUUUAAAACUUUGGGAUCUAAGAAGUAAAGUCUGUACAAAAACGAUAUUUGCUGGAUCAAGUUGUAAUGACCUUGUUACUUCUGACCAAGCAGGCACUACCAUAAUCAGUGGACAUUUCGAUAAAAAGAUACGCUUCUGGGACAUACGGUGUGAUCAAGAUAUAAACGAAAUACAACUACAGGGGAAAGUUACGUCGUUAGAUUUGUCGCAAGAUAUGAACUACUUAUUAUCUUGCUCUAGAGAUGAUUCUUUAAAAUUAAUCGACCUUAGGACAAGUCAGAUCGUCUCAACAUACAAAACUGAUGGUUUUAAAGUCGCUUUUGAUUACACGAGAGCAUGCUUCAGUCCCGAUGGGCAGUACGUCAUGUGUGGUGCAUACGAUGGAUCAGUGUUUGUAUGGAACACAAAAACCAACCAUUUAGAGAAAAUCCUUAAAGAGCACAAAAAUGCUGUUGUCGCUACUGCUUGGCAUCCCAAUGGCACGUGUUUGUUGUCAUGUGACAAAAACAAACACGUGGUUCUUUGGACGGACGUAUAAAAUCGUUUCGUUUCACCUAAAGCUUUAACGAAGAAUGUACCGUUUCUCCGCGCGGGUGGAAAGUAAAUGCCGAUACAUUUAAUUGAGUAAAUGUCGGUACUAGUUAAGUUGGAUGUUGUUUGACGUACCGUGCUAUUAAAACUCUACUGAAAAACGGAAUCCAAAAGCAAAACGCUAACUAAGGUGUUCGCGAGUAGACUAGAAUUUAGAUUUAGGUUUUUUUAACUUGAACUUAAAUCUUUCCCAAAUGACUUAUACGGCUUCAAUUUGCCGUCUAAUGUUUGUUAACGUGUUUUUUUUAAUAUAUUUUUUCCGAUCAAAUCGUCGUAGUUAAAGUCAUAAGUCCUUUUCCGUGUUUAAAUUAUUACCUUUGAGGGUCAGCAUAAACAGGGUUCUUGAAAAAGAAAUACGGUUGUUCCAGUUUUUUAUUAACUUCUGAUUUUCAGUUGUGACGUCAUCAUAUUAGUAAUUACAAGUGGUGUAGUAAUCAUAAAUUAGCGACUUUGCAAAAUAAGGACAGGGCUAUCUGCGACGGAGAACGUAUUAGACGUUUUCAACGCGCAUGUGCAGAUCAGGGUAAGACCCAAAAAAACAAAGUUGCCGUUCGUCCCUUAGACUUGAGAAGAACCUUUUUUUUCUAAUUUUCGUGUGUUUAAUUGCUUGUUGUUGGUUUAUUUGCAAUUUUGACAGUAGCCAUAGUUGUUUUGUUUUAUUUCACGUUGUUGCUCCCGUUUCCAUUUUUUUAAUCAAUUUUUGGCGGUUUUUUUUAUAGGGCGGACUUUCACAAAACGUUAUUGACAAAAUCGUUGCAGAUAAUCAGUGUUCUUGUUUUGUAAAGUCCCUGUUGUCUCUCUUCUCGUUCAUUUUGGCUUGCAACUUUAUAUGACAUGUUAAUUUUUAUAUGGCAUGUAAAUUAUAAUUUUUAUAUUUAAACUUAUUUUGAAAUUAUACAAAUUGCUGGUAAAUGAUUUUUUUCCAUAUUUUCUGAAAUAUGUAGAUUUAACAGAGCUACAAAACAAGAUGUUGAUUUUCGUGACUUACACCAAGUCGAGCUUAUGACAGGAUAAAAAUAACCCAUGCGAACCAAAACAAAAUUAAAUCAUUUUGGAUAUCAUAUUGACGCCAAAAUAUAACUGAAACGUAAGAAAAGUACCUUACAAAUAUUCAAUAUCCGUAAUUUAUUCUACAUGAACAGUUUGUUGCUUUUAAAUCAUUUUUCUGGUAAAAGAAACUUUGAACUCCUUUGCCCUAGCUAGCUAGCUAUUUUCUUCUAAUUUAUGCACAUAAACACACCAAAUUACCACAGUUCAAGCAACAACAAUGAUUAAGUAAAUUAAUAGGGGUGAUGAUUACCUUACGGCUAUUUUGUAUAGCAUUUUUAACAAAUACAGUUCUUCGUGUUGUCUUCUUUACUCAUCAAAACAAACUUUCAAUUUUACUGUUAUCUAUAUUAUAAUGCCCGUAUACGUCUGUCUGUCUGUCUGUCACGCAAAAUGGUAGCUUAGCUGCGCAAUAGCGAGAAGCACGCAAUGCGGUAUAAAAAGGACGGGCGAACCCGUGGAUUUUCCACGGGCUAACGACUAG